This is a messenger RNA of Manis pentadactyla (Chinese pangolin), 2010 nucleotides long. RefSeq names its product acyl-CoA synthetase family member 2 (gene ACSF2). Gene Ontology annotation, molecular function: medium-chain fatty acid-CoA ligase activity. Gene Ontology annotation, biological process: fatty acid metabolic process. The coding region runs from base 73 to 1902 and encodes 609 amino acids. The record is from RefSeq and is a predicted model, not a curated record. The transcript has 16 exons. NCBI's taxonomy places the organism in Eukaryota, Metazoa, Chordata, Mammalia, Pholidota, Manidae.
CGCCUCACUCGCCUGCAAAGUUUACUCCCGUCGGGGUGCGGGGCGUAGCGACCAGUGGCUGCCUACUUCGGGAUGCUGCGCCUCGCCAGGCUGUGCCUCGGGAGCCCAGCGCUGCUGGAAACCCGGGCGGUCCUCUCCCCGGGUUGGCAGAAAACGAGCUGGCAGGGCAUCCGUCCCAUCAGUUCCACAGAGGAAGAUCGCACUGCCCCCCUGCCCACUGGAGGCCUCAGCUACAUCCAGGGCAGCACCAAGCUGCGUCUGAUGGACAAGACCGUGGGGCAGUGCCUGGAUGCCACUGCACAGAGAGUCCCAAACCAAGAGGCCUUGGUUGUCGUCCAUGAAAACAUCAGGCUGACCUUUGCCCAGCUCAAGGAGGAGGUGGACAAAGCUGCUUCUGGGCUCCUGAGUAUCGGCCUCUGCAAGGGUGACCGGCUGGGCAUGUGGGGACCCAACUCCUAUGCGUGGGUGCUCAUGCAGCUGGCCACCGCUCAGGCGGGCAUUAUUCUGGUGUCUGUGAAUCCAGCCUACCAGGCCAUGGAGCUGGAGUAUACCCUCAAAAAGGUGGGCUGCAAAGCUCUAGUAUUCCCCAAGCAGUUCAAGACCCAGCAGUACUACAACAUCCUGAAGCAGAUAUGUCCAGAGCUGGAGAAGGCCCAGCCAGGGGCCUUGAAGAGUCAGAGGCUCCCGGAUCUGACCACGGUCAUCGCAGUGGAUGCCCCUCUGCCAGGGACCCUGCUUCUGGAUGAGGUGGUAACAGCUGGCAGCAAAGAGCAGCAUCUGGCCCGGCUCUGGCACACCCAGCAGUUCCUGUCCUGCCACGACCCCAUCAACAUCCAGUUCACCUCGGGAACAACAGGAAGCCCCAAGGGGGCCACCCUUUCCCAUCACAACAUUGUCAACAAUUCCAAUAUGAUAGGGGAGCGCCUGAGACUGCACAUGAAGACACCAGAGUCAUCACGGGUGGUCCUGCCCAGCCCCCUGUACCACUGCCUGGGUUCUGUGGGGGGCACCAUGGUGAGCAUGAUGUACGGCAUCACCCUCAUCCUGUCCUCUCCCAUCUUUGAUGGCAAGAAGGCGCUGGAGGCCAUCAGCCAAGAGAGAGGCUCCUUCCUGUAUGGCACUCCCACAAUGUUCGUGGACAUUCUGAACCAGCCAGACUUCUCCAGUUACGACAUCUCGGCCAUGUGUGGAGGUGUGAUUGCUGGGUCCCCUGCCCCCCCAGAGCUGAUUCGAGCUAUUGUCAACAAGCUGAACAUGAAGGAGCUGGUGGUGGCUUAUGGAACCACAGAGAACAGUCCUGUGACCUUCAUGAAUUUCACAGAGGACACUGUGGAGCAGAAGGCAGAAAGUGUGGGCAGAGUUAUGCCUCACACAGAGGCCCAGAUCGUGAACAUGGAGACACAGACAGUGGCAGAGCUGAACACACCCGGAGAGCUGUGGAUCCGAGGGUACUGCGUCAUGCUGGGCUACUGGGGGGAGCCCCAGAAGACUGAGGAAGCAGUGGGAACAGACAAAUGGUAUCGGACAGGAGACAUUGCCAAGAUGAAUGAGCAGGGCUUCUGCAAGAUUGUGGGCCGCUCCAAGGAUAUGAUCAUCCGGGGUGGUGAGAACAUCUACCCUGCAGAGCUCGAGGACUUCUUUCACACACACCCGCAGGUGCAGGAAGUGCAGGUGGUGGGAGUGAAGGAUGAUCGGAUGGGGGAGGAAAUCUGUGCCUGCAUUCGGCUGAAGAAAGGAGAAGAGACCACGGCAGAGGAGAUCAAGGCUUUCUGCAAAGGGAAGAUCUCCCACUUCAAGAUUCCCCGAUACAUCGUGUUUGUCACAAACUACCCCCUCACAGUCUCAGGAAAGAUUCAGAAAGUCAAACUCCGAGAGCAGAUGGAAAAACAUCUAAAUCUGUGAAGAAUGUGGGGGGCCCCUUCCCCACAUUCCAGGCCCUCCCAGCCCUUCCCCCACAUUCCCUUUGUCUGUCCGUGUGACUUGGCAUAAAGAGCAUCUCUGUUUUCUUUG